Messenger RNA from Pygocentrus nattereri (red-bellied piranha), 13384 nucleotides. RefSeq names its product dynein, axonemal, heavy polypeptide 9 like (gene dnah9l). Bases 1 to 13083 code for a protein of 4360 amino acids. The transcript has 84 exons. Gene Ontology annotation, biological process: microtubule-based movement. The record is from RefSeq and is a predicted model, not a curated record. Lineage: Eukaryota; Metazoa; Chordata; Actinopteri; Characiformes; Serrasalmidae. Gene Ontology annotation, molecular function: ATP binding; minus-end-directed microtubule motor activity; dynein intermediate chain binding. Gene Ontology annotation, cellular component: dynein complex.
AUGGACCAUGCGCCCAUUCUCAUCGGACAGGUGCUUGUGUCUGUAUUGACUAACCCCCUGAACCACACGGGCUGGCCGCGGGUCAUGGGCCAGGACAUGCGCAGGCAACUGGAGCAGCUGUGGAGUUGUGCAGUCACACUAAAAGGCCAUGCCGAGGGCAGAACGUUACUGCCACUGCCUCUGAGCAUGGAGAGAAAAGACCAACAGCAGCGUGUGUUUAGCUCUGAUCUUUGUCUGAUAGACAGGGCUUUAUUGUAUGCUAUUGAGACCAUGGUGAUCCAGUGGAGUCAGCAGAUGGGCUCUGUGUUGCGGCGAGACUCCUCUCAGCUCCUGUGCCAGGGAGACCACCCAGGUCCCAUGGUAGAGCUGCAAUUCUGGGCCCAACAGAAAGAAAACCUGCUGGGCAUCCAGAAACAGCUGCAGAAUCCCAAAGUUGACCAGGUCCUUGAAAUUCUACAAAGGAUUAACAGCAGCUAUUAUGCCUCCUUCGAUGACAUAAUACAAAAAGUUAACCAAGCGGUGGUGCAGGCAGAGGAUAUAGACCUGCAUUUGAAGCCAUUACGUAAGCUCAUUGUUGCAUUUGAAGAGCGGAGCUUCAUGGACCUGGAGCUGCUCUUUCCGGCUCUCUUUCAUAUGCUUGCCCUCAUCUGGACACACUCUCAUUUCUACUGCUCCCCACCGCGCAUUGUCACACUCCUCACUGAGUUCUGCAACCUGCUCAUUGACAAGGCAAUGAUGUACCUUAUCCCAGAGGAGCUGUUUAAGAUGGAGUUAGAAGAGGGGGUAGAGCGGGUGCAGAGAGCAGUUCAGGUCUUUCAGGUGUUUAAGCGUACUUUCCAGCAGUAUAGAGACAGACUGAGCCUUAAGGGGUCCUAUAGCCGGCCGGGAAGGGCAAUCACUUCCUGGGACUUCCCCUCCUCCCUUGUCUUUCAGCGAAUUGACCGUAUCAUGGAGAGACUGCUUAUGAUUGAGGAGCUGUUUGUGUCAGCCCUGGACUUCCUAAAGCUGGAACGUGUAGAGCUGGGUGGCUCCAGAGGAAAGAUUCUCAGUGAGAUGAUCUACAGCAUGAACGAUGAGUUCCAUGACAGCUGGAGAAUCCUUAGAGAAAGCAAAUAUGACCCACUGGACUACAGCAAAGAGGAGUUUGUGCGUGAUUAUAAUCGUUUUGUGGAGCAGAACCAAGACUUUGACCAGAGAUUGGGGACAGUGCUGAAUCUUGCUUUCCAACAUUCUCCAAGUUUAGAAUCAGCAUUUAAGCUCUUGCAGAUUUUUGGUACUCUAUUGGAAAGGCCAAGGGUUCACCAGCUGUUCGCCCCAAAUUACUCCCUCUUGCUGGCCAUGUUCCAAGAGGAGGUCAGCAUCUGCCAGCAGAUACUGGACACUCACAGAAACAGGUUGCGUAAUGGCUGCCCAGUCCUGGGUAAAAAUAUGCCAGCUGUGUCUGGGAACCUGAAAUGGUCUCAAGAGCUCAGAGAGAGAAUCCUGACCAACCGCAGCAACCUUAACCACCUUACACACAUGCCAUUAGACAUUCCAGAAGCAGAGCAGAUGUUGCGAGCAUGUGAGUGUGUUUUGGAGGUACUUGACCAGAUGGAUGAGGAAGUGUAUGCUAACUGGUGUGUGGGACUGGAUGAGCUUUGUCAUGCCCACAUGAAUGAACCACUUCUGUCAUUGGAUGAAGAAAGUGGACUUUACAGUGUUAACUUCAGUCCUGCGCUGACUUCUGUUUUGAGGGAAGUGAAGUAUCUUGGGAUGCUGAAGAGUCAUAACAUACCGAAUGCUGCCUUGAAUCUCUACUUGAAACAGGAAACACUGUACAUGUAUACUAGCACGCUGUCCCAGAUCACUCAGUGGUACAAUAAGCUACACAGCACUAUUCUUGCUGUCGAACUUCGGUUGGUGGAAGCAGAAAUGGAUGAAGUGAGGUUUAAAUUAAGCCCUGCCCUGAAGGAACUGAGGUGGAGUCAUGAGGACCUAUGGGAUUACAUCAAAAGCACACGUGAUCUGGUGCAAGGCGUGGCAGAACGUGUGCAGAAGAGCCAGACUAACCUGGAGAAGCUGCAGGGGCUGAUGGGAGUUUUCAGCCAAUCCGCAUGUGUAACUCGCAGGAGCAGUCGUCGUGGCAAUUUGCUUCUCCUGGCUGACAUGGAGGAGAGUUUCAAAAGGCAGUACAGGCUGGUCACACACACAGGAGAGAAGAUACACACCCUUGUACAGGAUAAUGCAGUUCUUUUGGGUGCUGAUGUAGACUCUGCAUCAUGGGAAUCUUACACAGACUAUGUGGACCGUAUGGUAUUAGCAGGCUUCUCCAGUGCUGUACGCUGUUCUCUACAGUAUUUGGUAGAGAACACAGACCCAACCCUGUGCAUUGAACCACUGUUUGAGGUCCAGCUGACCCUGACUUCUGACAUGACUUUUCAUCCCUCGCUUGACCUCUCCAAGAAGGACAAUUUCUAUGACAUCAUUGACAAGAUGGUGGCAGAUAUUUUCAGAAUGGCUUCAUUUAUGAAGAGAGUUUCCAGACAUAAACAAGCAGAGACUUACCAGGUGAAUAUAGACCAAGUGCUGGAGUUAUCUGAGUUGGCUCAGUUGAUUCGUUGCCGUGCACGUGGGGCUAUCACCAGGGUAAGAGAGUUCCAGACCUCUUUCAGCUCUUAUUGCUACCUUUGGUCUGGAGACAGGAUGGAGUUCAUGAGACAGUUCUUGCUCUAUGGCCAUGCCCUUUCAACAGAAGAGGCAGAGCUUUAUGCUGAUUUUGAGCUGGCCAAGAACCCACCCAAACUAGACAACUUCAAAGAACAAAUCAAUGAGUUUGAGAGUCUGUAUGAGAAAGUGCGGGUUCUGGAGGAAAAGAGGGUUUUCUGUGGCUGGUGUCAAGUGGACAUCAAACCUUUCAAAAUCUCUCUCAUGACUGCCAUCAAGAAGUGGAGCUGGAUGUUCAAAGAGUAUCUGCUCAACCACGUCAAUGAUAGUGUGCAUGACAUGGCAAGUUUCAUAGAGAAUGCUGAACAUGGUUUGGGAAAGAGUGUGCAGAAUGGAGACUAUGCCGGACUGGUGGACAUCAUGGGCCACCUUAUGGCAAUCAGAGACAGGCAGCAGAACACUGAGCAACAGUUUAAACCACUCAAAUCUACUGCAGAUCUGUUAAAGAUUUAUGGCCUACAGCUACCAGAACUGAUCUACUCCCAGCUGGAGGAACUGCCCGACAAAUGGAAGAAUCUGAAGAAAGUGGCCUUCACUGUAAAACAUGAGGUAGCUCCUCUGCAGUCUAACGAGGUUGCUGUUAUCCGCAGGAAGUGUGUCCGUUUUGAGGUUAAACAGCACGAAUUCCGGGAGCAGUUUCGCUUGGAGCCCAUCUUCCGCAUCAACAUAGAUGAAGCAUACAAGCUCAUUGACAAGACCAACUGCACAGUAGCUCAUCUGGAGAAUGAAAUGGGUAAGCUGCAGGAAACCGCAAAUCUGUUUGAGGUCAGUUUCCCUGACUACAAGCAGCUCCGCCAGUGUCGCUCUGACCUCAUCUUACUCAAAGCAGUCUGGGAUAUGGUCAUGUUUGUUAAGUCCAGCAUCUCAGACUGGACCAAGACACCAUGGAAGGAGAUAAAUGUGGAGCAGAUGGACAUGGAGCUCAGGAGGUUUGCUAAGGAGAUGAAGACCCUAGAUAAAGAGGUGCGUGUGUGGGAUGUCUACACUGGUCUGGAGUCUAGUGUAAAAAACUUGCUGACAUCACUGAGAGCUGUUAAUGAACUGCAGAACUUGGCGGUCCGAGAGCGACACUGGCAGCAGCUCAUGUUAACAACUGGGGUGAGUUUUAUGAUGGAUGAAAACACCACCCUGGGUGAUUUGCUGGAGCUGCAGCUCCAUCGUGUGGAGGAAGAGGUGAAGAACAUUGUGGAUAAAGCAGUGAAGGAGAUGGCUAUUGAGAAGAUUCUUUGUGAGAUUAAGCAGACAUGGUCCGUGAUGUCUCUCUUAUAUGAGACUCAUUCUAGCACUGGAACCCCUCUCCUCAAAGCUGAUGAGAAUCUUAUUGAGACACUGGAGGACAACCAGGUGCAGCUGCAGAACAUCCUCAUGAGUAAGCAUGUGGAAUACUUUCUGGCGGAAGUGAGUGGCUGGCAGCGGCGCCUGAUGGUGGCUGACCUAGUGAUUGCCACCUGGCUGGCUGUGCAGCGCACGUGGGCCCACUUGCAGAGUAUCUUCACCAAUUCGGAAGACAUUCGCAAUCAGCUGGCCCGGGACGCUGAACGUUUCCAUGGCAUUCAUCUGGACUUUCAGGAGUUGAUGACGAACAUUGUCAAAACUGCAAAUGUGAUUGACGUCACCAACCAGCCAGGCUACUUGGAGAAGCUUGAGACACUGCAGCAAAGGUUGUCUGUGUGUGAGAAGGCUCUGGCUGAGUAUCUGGAAACAAAGCGUCUGACGUUUCCACGCUUCUACUUUGUAUCUGCUGCUGAUCUCCUGGAGAUUGUUUCCAAGGGAACACAGCCCAGACAGGUUACGCGGCACCUGCUGAAGCUCUUCGAUAAUCUGGCUGAUCUGAAGUUCAGAGAUGAGGAGUGUGACAACGAUGAAAGGAUUGAGGUUGCUGUCGGGAUGUACAGCAGAGAGGGAGAAUAUGUGCCCUUUUCUGAGCCCUGCAUGUGUGAGGGACAGGCUGAGUGUUGGCUGGGUGGGUUGGAGCUGGCCAUGCGCUCCACAGUGAGGCAUGAGAUCUCUGAGGCAGUGGCAGCUUAUGAGGACAAGCCACGUGAACAGUGGCUCUUAGACUAUCCUGCACAGGUGGCACUUACGGGUAGUCAGAUGUGGUGGGCAACCGAUGUUGGUAUUGCCUUUGAACGGGUGGAAGAGGGUUUUGAGACAGCACUCAAAGACUACAAUAAAAAACAGAUCAGCCAGCUGAACUCUUUGAUAAACAUGCUACUGGGUGAACUGACACCUGGUGACCGACAGAAAAUCAUGACCCUCUGCACCAUUGAUGUUCAUGCAAGAGACGUGGUGGCCAAACUCAUCUCUCAGAAGGUGAUGAAUGGACAGGCAUUUGCAUGGUUGUCCCAGUUACGGCAUCGCUGGGAUGAGCAGCAGAAACACUGCUAUAUCAACAUCUGUGAUGCCCAGUUCCAGUUUUCAUAUGAAUACUUGGGGAACACAAACCGGCUGGUCAUAACACCACUCACUGAUCGAUGUUACAUCACUCUGACUCAGUCUCUCCAUUUAACGAUGAGCGGCGCUCCCUCUGGCCCUGCCGGCACUGGCAAGACAGAAACCACCAAGGACUUGGGCCGCUCACUCGGCAUUAUGGUCUAUGUAUUUAACUGCUCAGAACAAAUGGACUAUAAGUCAAUAGGUAAUAUAUAUAAGGGACUGGCUCAGACAGGUGUGUGGGGCUGUUUUGAUGAGUUUAACAGGAUCUCUGUGGAGGUUUUGUCUGUGGUCGCUGUGCAGGUCAAAACCAUCCAAGAUGCUGUUCGCAACAAGAAACACAGGUUCCUUUUCUUGGGUGAGGAGAUUGAGCUAAGGCCAACUGUGGGGAUCUUCAUCACUCUGAACCCAGGCUAUGCUGGUAGAACUGAACUGCCAGAAAACCUCAAAGCACUCUUCAGGCCAUGUGCCAUGGUAAUUCCUGAUUUCGAGCUGAUCUGUGAAAUAAUGCUGGUGGCAGAAGGCUUCAUAGAUGCUCGUCUGCUUGCACGCAAGUUUAUUAGCCUGUACACACUCUGCAAGGAGCUGCUGUCCAAACAGGAUCACUAUGACUGGGGUCUACGUGCGAUAAAGUCAGUACUGGUUGUGGCUGGGUCACUGAAGAGGGAAGACAGGAGCCAUCCAGAGGAGCAGGUGCUUAUGCGGGCCUUGCGGGACUUCAAUUUGCCGAAGAUUGUGACGAGUGAUGUGCCAAUAUUCUUAGGCCUAAUCAGUGAUCUGUUCCCUCUGUUGGACGUCCCACGCAAGAGGGAUCUGCAGCUGGAGCAGCAUGUGCGCCAGGCGGUCAGCGAACUGCGCCUGCAGCCUGAGGAGAACUUUAUCCUUAAAGUGACUCAGUUAGAGGAGCUCUUAGCUGUCAGGCAUUCUGUCUUUGUGGUUGGUGGAGCUGGAACAGGGAAAAGCCAGAUCUUGAAGACACUGCAUAGGACUUAUUCCAGUAUGAAGCUCAAGCCUGUGUGGAGUGACAUCAACCCUAAAGCUGUGACCACAGAUGAGCUGUUUGGAUACCUGCACCCUGCCACACGAGAGUGGAAAGAUGGUCUUUUCUCCUCAACCAUGAGAGAGCUGUCAGCUUUAUCUCAUGAUGGUCCAAAGUGGAUUGUGCUGGAUGGUGACAUUGACCCGAUGUGGAUAGAAUCUCUGAAUACAGUUAUGGAUGACAACAAGGUGUUGACCCUGGCUAGCAAUGAACGUAUCUCCCUAACAUCCUCUAUGCGUCUGCUGUUUGAGAUCAGCCACCUGAAAGCUGCCACCCCAGCAACUGUUUCCAGGGCAGGCAUCCUCUAUGUCAACCCACAGGAUCUUGGCUGGGGCUCGUAUGUAGCAAGUUGGAUUGACACUCGUCAGGCCCAGUCAGAACGAGCAAAUCUGUCUAUCUUGUUUGAUAAGUAUGUGCCGUACUGUUUAGAGCAGGUCAGAUGCAACCUGAAGACCAUCACACCUAUACCUGAGACCAGCAUGGUACAGACUCUGUGUUGCCUGCUGGACUGCCUGCUGACGGAUGAGAACACUCCUGCUGACUCUCCUCGUGAACUUUAUGAGAUCUACUUUGUGUUCGGUUGUGUUUGGGCUUUUGGAGGGGCUCUGUUCCAAGAUCAUCUGAUAGACUAUCGUGCAGAGUUUAGUCGUUGGUGGUGUAAGGAGAUGCGUGCGGUGAAAUUCCCCUCUCAGGGAACUGUGUUUGAUUACUACAUAGAUCCUGUCACAAAAAAGUUCACUCCCUGGAGCGAGCGCGCACCUCCCUUUGAGCUGGAACCAGACAUCCCACUGCCAAUGGUACUGGUUCAUACAGCAGAGACGAGUCGUCUGGCAUACUUUGUGGAACUGCUGCUGGAGAAAGGCAAGCCAGUAAUGUUGGUUGGAAAUGCGGGUGUGGGCAAGACCAUCCUAGUGUGGGACACCAUCUCCAAACGCAAAGAGGAAUAUAUGGUGGCUAAAGUGCCCUUCAAUUAUUAUACCACGUCAGCUAUGCUGCAGCGUGUGCUGGAAAAGUCUCUGGAGAAGAAGGCAGGCCGGAACUUUGCUCCUCCUGGCACUAAGAAGCUGAUUUACUUUGUAGAUGAUUUGAACAUGCCAGAGGUGGAUGUCUAUGGGACAGUCCAGCCACAUACACUCAUCAGACAACACCUCGACUACUCUCACUGGUAUGAUCGUCAGAGACUGGUCCUGAAGGAGAUUCACAACUGUCAGUAUAUCACUUGUAUGAACCCAACAGCUGGAAGCUUCUCUGUCAACCCUCGACUACAGAGGCAUUUCUCUGUUUUUGCUGUGCACUUCCCAGGAGCUGAGGCUCUGAACACAAUCUACAGCAGCAUUCUGAGUGGCCAUUACCAGCAGGGAGGCUACAGUUAUGGAGUGACUCGCUCCGUGGGGACGCUCGUUCAGGCAGCCAUCUGCCUCCACCAGAAAAUGACCCAGAACUUUCUUCCCACUGCCAUCAGAUUCCACUAUAUCUUUAAUCUAAGGGACAUCUCUAACAUCUUUCAGGGAAUUCUCUUUGCCUUGCCAGAGAGUGUACGGUACCCUAUAGACCUGGUGUACCUCUGGCUGCAUGAGUGCUCUCGUGUGUAUUCUGACAAACUGAUGGAGGAGAAGGAUGUUGAGCUCUUUAACAAGAUCCUGCUGGAUACUGGCAAAAGAUACUUUGAGGGAAUAGAUGAGUCAAUCUUUAUUCACCAGCCCCUGAUAUACUCCCAUUUUGCCCAUGGUGUAGGGGAGCCACGUUAUGCUCAGGUGAGUGACUGGGAGAAACUGCAGAGGACCCUCAUUGAGGCCCUGGAACACUACAAUGAGCUUCAUGCUAACAUGAACCUGGUGCUGUUUGAGGAGGCCAUGCAGCACAUCUGCAGGAUCAGUCGAAUUCUGGAGGCUCCAGUGGGGAAUGCACUGCUGAUUGGGGUGGGUGGCAGCGGGAAACAGAGUUUAUGCCGGUUGGCAGCCUUCCUCAGUAUGCUUGAAGUCUUUCAGAUCACUCUGCGUAAAGGCUACGGUAUCAGCGACCUAAGGAGUGAUAUAGCUGCUCUGUACAUUAAGGUGGGAGUGAAGAAUAUUGGUACAGUGUUUCUGCAUACGGAUGCUCAGAUUCCUGAUGAACGUUUCCUUGUGCUGAUCAAUGACAUGCUAGCAUCUGGGGACAUCCCGGAUCUGUUCAGUGACGAAGAGGUGGAUAUGAUUGUGGCCUCAAUACGUUUGGAGCUCAGAGGCCUUGGCCUGCUGGACACACGAGAGAACUGCUGGAACUUCUUCAUUGACCGUAUACGUAGACAGCUAAAGGUAGUUUUGUGUUUCUCACCAGUGGGUUUCACUCUGCGCACACGAGCACGGAAGUUUCCGGCUCUGGUGAACUGCACAUCCAUUGACUGGUUUCAUCCCUGGCCCCAGCAUGCACUGCAGUCAGUUAGCAGAACAUUCAUAAACAACAUCAGUGGACUUGAGCUUGAGGUGAAGGUGUCAAUCAGUGAGUUUAUCUCAUACGCUCACACAAGUGUGAAUGAGGUUAGUGUGAAGUACCAACAGAGUGAGAAGCACUUUAACUACACAACACCUAAGAGCUUCCUGGAGUUCAUGAAGCUGUAUGGCAACUUACUGGGGACCAAAAGGAGGGAGCUUGCUCAGAAAAUGGAGCGGUUGGAAAAUGGCCUGCAGAAGCUACUAACCACAGCCUCCCAGGUAGAGGAUCUGAAGGCUAAGUUGGCUCUUCAAGAGGUGGAGCUGCAUCAGAGGAACAGUGACACAGAGGCUCUCAUUGCCAAAAUCGGCCAGCAGACUGAUAAGCUUAACCAGGAGAAGAGUAUCGCAGAUGAAGAGGAGCAGAGAGUAGCUGCGAUUCAGGCAGAGGUGACUAAGCAGCAGCAGGAGAAUGAGGAUGACCUGGCUAAAGCUGAGCCAGCCUUACAAGCAGCUAAUACUGCCCUCAACACACUCAACAGGCUAAAUCUAACAGAGUUGCGGACAUUCCCAAACCCACCUGUGAUUGUGAGCAAUGUGUUAGCUGCAGUGCUUGUGCUGAUGGCUCCAAACGGACGCAUUCCUAAAGACCGUAGCUGGAAAGCCACAAAAGUCAUGAUGAGCAAAGUAGAUGAUUUCCUGCAGGCUCUGGUUAAUUUUGAUAAAGAGCAUAUCCCAGAUGCUACGGUGCGGGUGUUAAAGGAGGAGUAUCUGAGUGACCCAGACUUCAACCCCGAGUUUGUCCGUCUAAAAUCCUCUGCUGCAGCUGGACUGUGUGCCUGGGUUAUCAACAUUAUACGCUUCCAUGAGGUAUUCUGUGAAGUGGAGAUGAAGAGGAUGUGCCUCUCUCAGGCCAAUGCUGAUCUAGCUGAAGCUGCAGAGAAACUAGAAAUCAUCAGGAAAAAACUUGCUGAGCUGGACAAUAGUCUGGACACUCUGACUGCAGCUUUUGAAAAGGCCACCUCAGAGAAAUUGCGCUGCCAAGACGAGGUGAACCUCACCAAUAAAACCAUCCAAUUGGCCAACCGCCUGGUCAAGGGCCUAGAGUCAGAGAAUGUGCGCUGGGGACACUCAGUAGCUCAGUACCGGGAACAGGAGGCUACUCUUUGUGGAGAUGUUCUCCUUACUGCAGCCUUCAUCUCCUAUGCUGGCUCCUUCUCCAAGAGAUACAGACACGAGCUCCUCCAUAAACUCUGGAUGCCUUAUCUACGCACCCAGAAGGUUCCUAUUCCAAUGACUGAGGGAUUAGAUCCAGUUUCCAUGUUAACAGAUGAUGCCAUGAUUGCAAAGUGGAAUAACGAGGGGUUGCCAGGUGAUAAGAUAUCUAUCCAGAAUGCCACCAUACUGCUUAACUGUGAGCGAUGGCCCCUGCUCAUCGAUCCUCAGUUGCAGGGCAUCAAAUGGCUCAAGAGUCGAUACGGCAACAGCCUCAGAAUCAUCAACUUGGGGCAGAAGGGGUAUGUUGAUGUUAUUGAACAGGCAGUAGUAACUGGAGAACCAGUAUUGAUUGAGAAUCUAGAGGAGACUAUUGAUCCAGUGAUCGAUCCAGUGCUGGGUCGCCACACCAUUAAAAAGGGCAGAUUUAUAAAGGUGGGAGAUAAAGAGUGCAUCUUUCACCCCGACUUCCGGCUCAUUCUGCACACUAAACUGGCCAAUCCCCACUAUAAGCCAGAGAUACAGGCUCAAACCACUCUUAUUAACUUCACUGUCACCAGAGAUGGUCUGGAGGACCAGCUGCUUGCAGAGGUUGUCAACCUUGAGAGACCUGAUCUUGAGCAUCUUAAGUCAGAGUUGACAAAGCAGCAGAACACGUUUAAGAUCGAGCUGAAGCAGCUGGAGGAUGAGCUGCUAACUCGGCUCUCAGCUGCAGAGAGUAACUUUUUAGGGGACAACAUGCUGGUGGAAAAACUGGAGACCACCAAACACACAGCUGCUGAGAUUGAGAUGAAGGUGUUGGAGGCGAAGGUCAAUGAGUUGAAGAUAAAUGAAGCUCGUGAGCACUACAGGCCCGUGGCAGUACGAGCUUCCCUCCUCUACUUCAUCAUCAACGACCUCAACAAGAUCAACCCCAUGUACCAUUUCUCCCUCAAGGCGUUUAAUGUGGUAUUCCGUAAAGCAGUGCAGAACGCAGAGUUGUGUGUCGAUGUUAAGACACGUGUGAACACACUCAUUGACUGCAUCACCUUUUCCACCUUCAACUACAUCAACAGAGGCUUAUUUGAGAGAGACAAGCUCACCUUCACAGCUCAGCUCGCAUUUCAGCUGUUACUGAUGAGUAAGGAGAUUGGUGUUCGUGAGCUGGAUUUCCUCUUACGCUUCAAUAUUGACCACAGUUACAUCAGCCCUGUUGACUUCCUCUCCAACUCCGCAUGGAGUGCCAUUAAAACAAUGAGUUUUACAGAUGAGUUUCGGGGUCUGGAACGGGACAUUGAGGGCUCUCCUAAGCGCUGGAAGAAGGUGGUCGAGUCAGAGUGUCCAGAGAAAGAGAAGCUUCCCCAGGAAUGGAAAAGCAAGAGCUCACUGCAGAAACUUAUCCUAAUGAGGGCUCUCCGGCCUGACCGCAUGACCUACGCUGUCAGGAACUUUGUGGAGGAGAAGCUGGGAGUAAAGUAUACAGAAGGGAGGAAGAUGGAGUUUGCACGGUCAUUUAAAGAGAGCGGUCCCGCCUCUCCUGUUUUCUUCAUUCUUUCUCCUGGAGUUGACCCACUCAAAGAUGUGGAGUCACUUGGUAAGAAACUAGGCUUCACUAUAGACCUGGGGAAACUGCAUAAUGUGUCUCUUGGCCAAGGCCAGGAGGCUGUUGCAGAACUGGCCAUGGAGAAAGCUUCCAAAGAGGGUCACUGGGUCAUAUUACAGAACAUCCACCUGGUUGCAAAUUGGCUGGGUAGCCUGGAGAAGCUUCUGGAACGCUGCUGUGAGAACAGUCACCAUGACUACCGAGUGUUUAUGAGCGCAGAGCCUUCGCCCACCCCUCAGGAGCACAUCAUCCCACAAGGCAUUCUGGAAAACUCUAUCAAAAUCACCAACGAACCACCUACAGGCAUGCUUGCUAACCUUCAUGCAGCACUAGACAACUUUGACCAAGACAUCCUGGACCAGUGCUCUCGGGAGCAGGAGUUUAAGACAAUCCUGUUCUCACUGUGUUAUUUCCACGCAUGUGUGGCUGAGAGGAGGAAGUUUGGCCCACAGGGUUGGAACCGGAAAUACCCCUUUAACACAGGAGACCUCACUAUCUCUGUUAAUGUGCUCUACAACUACUUAGAGGCAAACUCACAGGUGCCCUGGGAAGAUCUGCGUUAUCUUUUUGGUGAGAUCAUGUAUGGAGGACAUAUCACUGAUGACUGGGACAGGAGACUAUGCAGGACUUACCUGGAGGAGUACAUGCAGCCUAAUCAGUUUGAUAGGAAGCUGGCUUUGGCGCCGGGCUUUGUUGUACCCUCCAACCUGGACUAUCAGGGUUACCACAGCUACAUAGAUGAGAUGCUUCCUCACGAGAGCCCAGUGCAUUAUGGUCUUCAUCCAAAUGCUGAAAUUGAGUUUCUGACGGUUACCUCCGACAACCUGUUUCACACGCUGCUGGAGCUGCAGACCAGAGACUCAUCCAUGGGGGAGGGAGUGCCUCAGAGCACCGAGGAAAAGGUGAAGACGGUCUUGGAUGAUAUUCUGGAGAAACUACCAGAAGAGUACAAUAUGUCAGACAUCACAUCCAAAACUGCGGAGCGGACACCAUACAUUCUGGUGUGCUUCCAGGAGUGUGAGCGCAUGAACAUGCUCAUCAAUGAAAUACGACGCUCGUUGAAGGAGCUGGAUCUGGGAUUAAAGGGGGAGCUGGCUAUAUCUUCAGAGAUGGAACAGAUACAGACAGCUUUGUUCUUUGAUAAUGUUCCUGACACCUGGACUAAAUUGGCUUACCCUUCUACCUACAACCUGGCACAGUGGUAUAAUGAUGUAUUGCUCCGCUGCAGAGAGCUGGACAGCUGGACUCAGGAUCUCUCUCUGCCUAGUGUAGUCUGGCUAUCAGGACUGUUCAACCCUCAGUCUUUCCUCACAGCUGUGAUGCAGAGCUUGGCACGUAAGAAUGAGUGGCCACUAGAUAAAAUGACUCUGACGGUGGAUGUGACAAAGAAGUUUAAGGAAGAGUUUAACCAGCCAGCCAGAGAGGGAGCUUAUGUCUACGGUCUCUAUAUGGAAGGUGCACGCUGGGAUAUCCAGAAUGGAACAAUCAUGGAGGCACGGCUGAAGGAGUUAACUCCCAGUAUGCCUGUCAUUGCGGUGCGGGCAGUUCCCAAUGACCGUCAAGAGACACGUAACAUCUAUGAAUGUCCUGUCUACAAGACUAAACUCAGAGCAAACACACAUGUCUGGACAUUCAAUCUUAAAACCAGAGAGAGACCAGCCAAAUGGGUGCUCGCAGGGGUGGCACUGCUGCUCAGUGUGUGAGGUCUGGAGAAAGUGCAGGCCACUCCAUUUGAGGUACCCCAGUCUCCAGCUGCCGUUCCCUGAUGAUGCAACCUCGAUGAGCUGGAGCAUUGUCGUCCAUGAAGAUGAAAUUAGACCUGUGUUGUUCAUGCUGAGGCACAAUGACUGGAUUAAUGAUGUUAUUCAGUAGUAUGGGCUGGUCACUGUACCAUUCACAAAGUGUAGGGCAGUUCUGUAUUGACUAGACACACCUGCCCACACUGUAACAACACCACCCUGCCGUUAAGCUCGUUAGAGAACAGCAAGUACUGCAAAAAGUGCA